AAACCAAAGUAUCAAAGUCUUCUAAUCCUUCGUGGCAAUUUGGAAAUAAAGUCAAGUAUUAGGGGUAGAUAAACAACCACCUCUACUUAUAAUACAACUGGCCUUUCCCAUUAUAACUUGUCUUCUUCACAAUUUGCAGAAAUUAACAAAUUUUCAACAUCGAAAAUACAGCAAAAUCAGCCGUCCGAACCAUAAACGAGAAGAAUUAGCAAAAGGUUGCUUUAAUUUCUCUUCAUUUUUUUUUCAAUUCAAGGAAAAAAAAUGGGAGUUCCUUCGUAUUUGAUUGUUUGUGUUCUUGUUGGAGCUUUUUUCAUUUCAAUGGCUGCCGCCGGCGACAAUGGUAGCUACGAUUGGAUGGUGCCGGCGAGAUCCGGUGAAUGCAAGGGGAGUAUUGCAGAGUGCAUGGCUGAAGAAGAUGAGUUUGCGCUUGACAGUGAGUCAAACAGGCGUAUUUUAGCAACCAAAAAGUACAUCAGCUAUGGUGCACUCCAGAAGAACAGUGUGCCGUGUUCUCGCCGUGGAGCUUCCUACUACAACUGCAAACCUGGAGCUCAAGCAAAUCCCUACACUCGUGGAUGCAGUGCUAUUACUCGUUGCAGGAGCUAGGUUCUCUAUUUUCUCUUCCUCUUCCACAGGAUCCAU
Solanum stenotomum is the source of this 642-nucleotide messenger RNA. Its product is annotated as rapid alkalinization factor. The record is from RefSeq and is a predicted model, not a curated record. The transcript has a single exon. Bases 262 to 606 code for a protein of 114 amino acids. Lineage: Eukaryota; Viridiplantae; Streptophyta; Magnoliopsida; Solanales; Solanaceae.